This is a messenger RNA of Cladophialophora psammophila CBS 110553, 1332 nucleotides long. RefSeq lists its product as uncharacterized. Lineage: Eukaryota; Fungi; Ascomycota; Eurotiomycetes; Chaetothyriales; Herpotrichiellaceae. The record is from RefSeq and is a predicted model, not a curated record. The transcript has a single exon. Bases 1 to 1332 code for a protein of 443 amino acids.
AUGGAAGACUUCUCCCAGUCCCGCGGGGACGACGACCUCUUCGACGACGAAAUCAUCCCCUUUGACAAUCCACCCUCUCCAGAGAAAGUCACAACUCAGCUCGAGCAAGUCUCGCUGGAACCCUCUCCCGCUCCCGCUCCCGCUGCCAUUCCCGCUGCCUUUCCCGCUCCCAUUCCCGCUCCCAUUCCCGCUCCGCCUGUCGGGGCUGAAUCUUCACCAGCGUCUGAGCCCUCGCCGGUGAAACCAGCGACCCCGAUCGAGCACCCGCUCCCCGGCUCCAAACUGAGACAGAGAGGCAGAGGUGGCCAUGGUACUGGACAAGGAGAAGCGAGUAGAAAGAUUGCUACUGGGCUGGAAGACUCGAAGUGGGCAGUGAAAGGCGCAGACGCUGGCCCUCCUGGCAGAGACACGAAGUCUACACGGCCACCCGCGUCCCGAGGUCAGCAAAUUUCAGAGACAAGCACCAUACCCUCUGAGCCAAUACCUCAGCCGCAUGGCGAAGACUCAACAUUAUCAGCGACCCCCGCCGCUCCCAGCAGCAUACCCACUGGCCCGUCAAACACUGCCACCCGUACCCCCGCCGUGCGCGGGGACCGUCUCUCCACGGGCGGGGUCCGCCCUCCUAAACUCUCGGACGAAGAACUCACCGCCAAACUUGCCGCUGCAAAAGAACGGUCGCAGUCGCUUGCUGCCGCCCACGCGAGGGCCCAAGCGGACGCCGCAAACUUUGAAGAGAGAGAAAGACAAGCGAGGGAGAGGAGGGAGAGGGAUAUAAAGGACAGGAGAGUCAUGGAGGGAGAGAGGGAGAGGAACCGGCUUAGGAAGAUGGCGGGACAAUUGGGGCGGGAGUGGGAUCGGGACAAGGACGAACAACAGGCCAAUGGGAGAGGAGGGAGGAGAGGGUAUUCUGGCCCCGCUCCAGGAGAGGAGGAUGAUCUGAAGAUGUAUGAGUGGCAUGAGGACCGGGGACGGGGGCGAGGGAGGGGAAGAGGAGAGGGAGGGGGCGCUGGAAGGGGUAGAGGUCGAGGUGGUCCUAGAGGAGCCGGGUUUGGCCAUAACGGCGACGGCCACGCCCACCAGCUGCAGCCAGGUUGGUCUGUGGAAACCGAUUUCCCUUCUCUACCUGGCUCCAAUCCUGCUGUGAAAAAAGAGCCCGGCGGCGAUAUGAAUACGAUCCCAAAUCCCACCGCCUCCAAACCGAGUCGCUCGGGCCUGGUCGAUGGAGGAGGAGGAGCUGGAGGUGGUGGUGGUGAUGGAGGAACCUGGGCCGAGCAAAUGGAAUCCAGCGAGCUCAAUGAGGAAAAUAAGAACAAGCCGCGGAACUUCUGGUAG